Molecule: messenger RNA, 1600 nt
Organism: Juglans microcarpa x Juglans regia
Lineage: Eukaryota; Viridiplantae; Streptophyta; Magnoliopsida; Fagales; Juglandaceae
Product: protein ABCI7, chloroplastic
Exons: 3
Coding region: 67-1521 (484 amino acids)
Biological process (GO): iron-sulfur cluster assembly
Source: RefSeq, a predicted model, not a curated record
GCAGGGCAAAGUACUCUUCUACAAGACGCUCUGUAACUCCAAAAUCCAGAAGCACUAUCGUCGUCCAUGGCUGCUUUAGCCUUCACACCCCGCCAUCAAAGACCUCCAAUCCCACCAGUCUCUACUCAGACCAAGUCUCCAAAACCCAGAAUCAGACCCAGAGUCUCACUCCAACCCGCUCCAUCCUUCUCAGACCCCUUUGUUCUCCAACUAGCAGAAACCCUUGAAGAUUCUCUGCCCACUUCGUCCUCUUCAACACCGUUGCCUCUUCAAAAGCUCAGAGAUACCUCAUCCGAGACCCUCCUCUCAACCCCUUGGCCCUCCCGCAAAGACGAGCCCUUUCGCUUCACAGACACCUCCUUCAUCAAACACUCCCAAAUCAGUCCAAUCACUCACCCUCCUCACUCCUCUGCUCUAUCAGGCGUUUCUUCGAAUACCCAGUUCCCUAAUCUUGUCAUUGCUGAUGGGUAUGUCGUAAAUUCGGCGAAUUUGUCCGAAUUGCCAAGUGGGAUUUUUGUUGGAAGCUUGUUAGAGCUCUCUGAGGAGAGUAUCACCAAAAGGGUCUGUGAAUUCUUGACUAAUUCAGUUUGUGGGGACUUGUUUUGGUCUAUCAAUGGGAUUGGCGCGCCGGAUUUGACAGUAGUGUAUGUUCCGGCGGGGUGCAAAGUAGAGAAUCCGAUUUUUUUUAGGUACAUUUCGGUUGAGGGUGGUGACGAGGGUUCAAAUGCAUUGCCCAUAUCAAAUCCGAGGGUGUUUGUGAUGGUGGAGAGGGGAGGAGAGAUUGAUAUAAUUGAGGAGUUUCUAGGUAAGGAUGAGAAGAAGAGUUACUGGGCGAAUUCGGUUCUGGAAGUGGUGGUUGGAGAAGGUGGGAAGGUUCGUCAUUCAUAUAUUCAAAAUCAAUCUUUAAAUGCUGCUCAUAUAAAGUGGACUUCUGUCCAGCAGGAAUCAGCUAGUACUUACGAACUCGUAGAGGUAAGCAGUGGUGGAAAAUUGAGCCGGCAUAAUGUCCAUAUUCAGCAAUUGGGCCCAGAUACAGUCACAGAGUUAUCCUCAUUGCAUUUGUCUAUCAACGAUCAGACACAAGAUCUACAUAGCAGAAUAAUCUUGGACCAUCCACGAGGUUAUUCUCGACAACUUCACAAGUGCAUUGUGGCACAUUCUCAAGGACAAGCUGUAUUUGAUGGGAAUGUAAAAGUCAACAGAUUUGCACAGCAGACAGAUGCAGGACAACUAACAAGGAGCCUGCUCCUUGAACCUCGUGCAACUGUGAAUGUCAAACCCAAUCUCCAAAUAAUUGCAGAUGAUGUCAAAUGCUCCCAUGGUGCUGCAAUUAGCGACCUAGAAGAAAGCCAGCUCUUCUAUUUCCUGGCACGUGGAAUCAGCUUAGAGACAGCAAGAAAGGCUCUCCUCUUCUCCUUUGGAGCUGAGGUGGUAGAGCGUCUGCCUUAUUCUUUCCUUAAAAAGAAAGUAGAGAGCCAAAUUAGAGAAUUGUUGGAUCCCACAGUUAAAGGGUCCUCAUAGUGGACUAUGGACUUGUAUGUUUUCUUAUGUUUAUUUGUUUUAAGAGAAAAAGCUGUGAAAUUCUAGAAAAUUUUGGUCA